CGUCGUUGGAGAUGCUCUAAAGAGCCACCAACCGCCAGACGAUUGCAUCAAUUUCGUUUCCCUUUUUGUACGCAGCUAAUAAUUCUCGAGCAGCGUUGGCUGUUGCCGACACGCCCAGCCCGUGGUCGAAAACAAGACCCGCCGUGUCACUCGCUCAAAAGCUUCCUCGACCACGGGCAUCAUCCAUCCGAGACUCCCAGCCGAUCGUGCACCAACCAGAUGGCGACCCCGACCGUCGUGCUGCUGCCCGUCUGGGCCGCCGGCCACCUCAUGUCCAUGCUCGACGCCGGCAAGCGGCUGCUCGCCCGCAGCGGCGGCGCGCUGUCGCUCACGGUGCUCGUCAUGCAGGCGCCGGGGGAGAACCACAGGUCCGAGGUCGCCACCCACAUACAGAGGGAGGAGGCGUCCGGCCUCGACAUCCGCUUCCACCACCUCCCCGCCGUCGAGCCCCCGACGGACUGCCUGGGCAUCGAGGAGUUCGUCUCCCGGUUCGUGCAGCUCCACACGGCCCACGUGAAGGCGGCCAUCUCCGGCCUGGCGUGCCCCGUGGCCGCGCUUGUCCUCGACUUCUUCUGCACGACGAUGCUCGACGUGUCCCGGGAGCUCGCCGUCCCCGCCUACGUGUACAUCACCGCCGACGCCGCCUUCUGCGCGCUCCUCCUGCGCUUGCCGGCGCUCCACGAGGAGGUGGCGGUCGAGUUCGAGGAGAUGGAGGGCAUGGUGGACGUGCCUGGCCUGCCGCCGGUGCCGCCGUCGUCCCUCCCGGUUCCGGUGAUGGACAAGAAGAACCCCAACUACACGUGGUUCAUGUACCACGGCAAGCGUUUCACGGAGGCCAAGGGCGUCAUCAUCAACACGGUCACCGAGCUGGAGCAGAGCGUCCUUGCAGCCAUCGGCGACGGCCGGUGCGCGCCCGGAUUUCCUGCCCCGACGGUCUAUCCAGUAGGCCCCGUGCUCUCCGUGACCCCUCCAGUGGAGCAGCCGCACGAAUGCGUGCGGUGGCUGGACGCGCAGCCUCCGGCGUCCGUGGUGCUCCUCUGUUUCGGCAGUAUGGGGUUCUUCACGGCGCCUCAGGCGCACGAGAUGGCCCACGGGCUGGAGCGCAGCGGGCACCGCUUCCUGUGGGUUCUGCGUGGCCCGCCAGCAGCCGGCGUGCGAGAACCCUCGGACGCGAACCUCGGGGAGCUGCUCCCGGAGGGGUUCGUGGAGAGGACGAAGGAGAAGGGCCUGGUGUGGCCGACGAAGGCUCCGCAGAAGGAGAUCCUGGCGCACGCCGCCGUGGGGGGCUUCGUGACGCACGGCGGGUGGAACUCGACCCUGGAGAGCCUGUGGUUCGGCGUGCCCAUGGUGCCCUGGCCGCUGUACGCGGAGCAGCACCUGAACGCGUUCACGCUGGUGGCCUACAUGGGCGUGGCCGUGGCCAUGGAGGUGGACCGGAAGAGGAACAACUUCGUCGCCGCGUCGGAGCUUGAGCGGGCCGUGAAGGCGCUCAUGGGGCGCGACUCCGAGGAGGGGAAGAGGGCGAGGGAGAAGGCCGCGGAAAUGAAGGCCGCGUGCCGGAAGGCCGUCGAGGAGGGCGGGUCCUCCUACUCUGCGCUCGGGAGGCUCUCUGAGGAGAUAAUCAAAGGCGCCAAUAAGUAAUUGACGAACAUCCGGAGACGAACUUAGAGAGUGUGGGUGCUCUGUGGUUGUAGUUCUUGUUCUGCCUGCAUCGCGAGCAAUCCACCUCCGGUAGAGAGCUCUAAUAAAACCCCACUUUCCUCCCUCA
Triticum dicoccoides is the source of this 1768-nucleotide messenger RNA. RefSeq names its product anthocyanidin 3-O-glucosyltransferase 2-like. The transcript has a single exon. Gene Ontology annotation, molecular function: UDP-glucosyltransferase activity. The record is from RefSeq and is a predicted model, not a curated record. Bases 220 to 1641 code for a protein of 473 amino acids. Lineage: Eukaryota; Viridiplantae; Streptophyta; Magnoliopsida; Poales; Poaceae.